AUGCCAACUGCCGCUGGCCCCCCCUUCUGUGUCCGUCCCCCCCUCCCCUGGCUCGCAGACAAAAACUACAAUGCUGAACGGGCUAUUGAAGAAAUCCAAUUUGACACCCCUGAAGUGCAUUGCCAGAAGACGGACUACUGGCAGUUUGUGAAGGAUGUGCGUUGGCUGAGCCCCCACGCAGCCCGUCACGUGGACAAGUUUAUCCAUCUCCAUGAGAACGGGCAACAGAAUCCGGAGAGGACCAGAGAGCGAACCCUCGCCGAGCUCUGGCUUCAGCACAGCUUGCAGUUCCACUGCCUUUCCGCUCAGCUGAAGCCCCUCCUGGAGAACAAGGAAUACAUCAGGAAAUUCUACACGGAUUCAGCUUUUCUGCUGAGCGACGCCCACGUGACUGUCAUGUUGCAGUGCCUGGAGGCCGUGGAGCAGAACAACCAUCGGCUGCUGCCUCAGAUCGACGAAUCUUUAUUUGCCAGGAGCGGGGAAUCCUCCGAGCCCAGGACGAAGAGCCUCACAGCCCUCCUGGGACCUACCCCUACCGCUUCCGCCGAAAGUGCAGCCCCGCGGUACCUUGGCUCCUUCUCCGGGUUUCCGUCCACCUGUGCCAACAUCCCAGACAGGAGAUUAUCAAGCCCUCCGGCGUUCGGUGGCACCAUCCAGUCUCAAGAAAAUGCCGCUUGGACUUCCGCUCACCGGCACCAGGAAGGCAGGUGCUCCCUACCUCCAGCCGGCCCUCCUCCUCCUCCUCCUCAUCUCAGGAUCUCUGGCCCCAAUGACGACGACAACGUCCCGGCUUCUGGAACAAGCCCCGGGCCUUUGCCCAACCCAAACUCAGAUUCUUGGUCCGGAAGCCAAGAUGAGACAGACGGGCCGGAAUACCUGGCCAUCGGCAAUCUCGGCCGGGCGAGUCGGCCCUGCGACAGCCCCGAAGAAUCCGGCACUGCCACUCUGAACAGUUCGGGGAGCAGCACCUCCAACCUGUUUUCAUCCAGCAGCUCCCAGAAGCAGGAAUCGGGCUCCUCCUGGGGGGAGCUGGGAGGCAGCUGGAAGUCCUCGCUGUUGCGACGGUCCAGUUUCUCCGAGGGACAGGCCUCGAUCCCGCAAGGGAAACCCAAACGGAGCCACGUGCGUUCCCAUUCGGACACCAACGUAGCUUCUGCGAAAGCUCACGAGUCCAAUGGAGACGUUUCGCAGUACAAGGGCAGCGCUUCCUGUUCCAUGCAGAACAAGGAUGGAAGCACCCCCGGAUCGGUCUACGUCGAAUACGACACCCGCCAGUAUCUGCAUCCAGGUGAAGGGAUGUUCCGGAGGCCUACGGAAGGCCAGUCCCUGAUCAGCUACCUGUCGGAACAAGAUUUUGGCAGCUGUGCAGACUUGGAGAAGAUAUUUUUUUUUACAAGGUUUAGCUUCUUCCCUCUUGCAGGUCUGAAAGCAACAGACAGCGGAUCGUAUUUCAGCUCCCAGGACUCCACCUGCCCCUCCGAUUCGGGAUCUGUGGAAGAGGUGGACGAGUACGAGAUCCGAGAUGGAAACGAAGGAUCCAACCUGAUUCACAUGUCCAACAGUGACCUGUCUGUCUCGAUGGCCUCGUUGUUUUCAGAUGCGGACAUCAAGAGGAACCAACCUCCGAGUAAAAAGUCCUUCCUUUCCUCCGGUUCCGCGAGCUACCACAGCUUCCUCAACUCCAAUUCGGCAGAAGCCGUAGCCAUGGGCUUACUCAAGCAGUUCGAAGGGAUGCAGCUGCCCGCGGCCUCCGAACUGGAGUGGCUGGUGCCCGAACAUGACGCCCCACAGAAGCCCCUUCCUCUCUUCCUUCGUCGGACGGGCCUUCCAGAUUACAUCAAGCGGAUGCGCUACUGUGAGUACCUGGGCAAAUACUUCUGCCAGUGCUGCCACGAGAAUGCCCAGAUGGUCAUUCCCAGCCGCAUCCUUUGCAGGUGGGACUUUGGCAAGUACUACGUCAGCAAUUUCUCCAAGGACCUGCUGCACAAGAUCUGGAACGACCCUCUCUUCAACAUGCAGGACGUUAACUCUGCCCUCUACCGCAAGGUCAAACCUCUCAACCAAGUCAGGCUUUUAAGGAUCCAGCUCUACCACAUGAAGAACAUGUUCAAAACGUGUCGCCUAGCUAAAGGACUUCUGGAUACCUUCGACACGGUGCCGGGCCACCUGACCGAAGACCUUCACCUUUAUUCCUUAAACGACCUAAGCGCCAUCAAGAAGGGGGAGCUUCUACCCCGCUUGACCGAGCUCCUCCGGGUGGGAGAGCUGCACGUUGAGAAAUGCAUGCUGUGCCAAGCGAAGGGCUUCAUCUGCGAAUUCUGCCAGAAUGAAGACGACAUCCUGUUUCCCUUCCAGCUGAACAAAUGCAAGACCUGCGAAGAGUGCCGAGCUUGCUACCACAAGGGCUGCUUCCGGUCAGGACCCUGCCCCAAGUGCGCCCGCUUGCAAGCUCGCCGGGAGCUCCUGGCCAAGCAGAGCCUGGAAGCCGACCUGUCCGACUACGAACCGGAGGAGGAGGAGGACGACACGGUCGGGGCAGCCACGUGACAGCCAAGAAGCUGCGGGGGUCGCCACGUGCCGGCCUGCGCUUCCAAAAGAACUGAACUGACCAGCCACAGAGCUGGACGCUCUUCCCGACGCUCCGAAGCUCAAGCCACGGAAAGGCCUUUUCGGCCUGCGGAAAGCGACGUUUCUUUCUCUCCUUCUGCUGGACUCGAGCGAACGAGGUUUGGCUCCUGGGAACCAACUCAGAUGCCCAACGGAGGGGAAUUUUCCUUUCUACGGAAAGGCAGAGGGGUAUAUGCCUGCAAGGGCUUUGCUCCAUCCACGGGGGAGAAGCCGAGGAUGGGCUUUCCGGAGGCUGAAUUCCCCAACAGGAUCCGGCCACACGCGUAAAAGGG
Messenger RNA from Pseudonaja textilis, 2900 nucleotides. NCBI's taxonomy places the organism in Eukaryota, Metazoa, Chordata, Lepidosauria, Squamata, Elapidae. The record is from RefSeq and is a predicted model, not a curated record.